This is a messenger RNA of Penicillium nucicola, 939 nucleotides long. RefSeq lists its product as uncharacterized. Gene Ontology annotation, cellular component: RAVE complex. The record is from RefSeq and is a predicted model, not a curated record. Lineage: Eukaryota; Fungi; Ascomycota; Eurotiomycetes; Eurotiales; Aspergillaceae. The transcript is spliced from 4 exons. Bases 1 to 939 code for a protein of 312 amino acids.
AUGGCCACUUGGGCUUAUCCCCCACUGCCGGCAGAGCAGAUCAAUCAUGAGGCGGACACUGCGCUGGCCCAAGAGCUAGAAUGGCUGCUGCAGUCCAUGCAGGAUUCACUUGCCUCCCUGAAAGAAGGAUUGCAAGAAUGUGCCGUCCUUCUAGCCCCACAAGAACCAGGCUCGACUUUAGUGCUCUCAUCGCUGCGGUCGGAAAAUGUCAAAGGCUUCGUGACUAGAGUCGGCACCAAGGUGGUGAAAGGAGAUAUCCAAUUGCGCCUUGCAUCGCUGCCGCCUACGCGCGGUGCCCCCAGUACCCGUCUCAAUCUGUCCCAGGCACCUGGUGCGCCGGAACUGGUCCUGCCGCAGCUGGUCUCCGUGCGAGAUCUGGUCGCGCAGAGUUUGGAUAUCGUCGAUGUGAGCACUUGGACGGGUGACCCUCUCAAUGCGGGUUUCAUCUUUGGUCAACUGCAUCUCUUGCUGGAGACUAUUAGUGAGGCAAGGCAGAUGUUGAAAGGGGAGAGCGAUGAUACGCGCGGAAAGUGGUGGGACGCCAGCGCGACUGAAAAUAUGUUCGAUCCUCCCCUCCCACCGCACUUAUCAUUCCAUCUUUCUAUCACAGACUCUGCCCUGGUUCUUCUCCUUCGGACAUUGGAGUCCACUGCUCUCAAUCACGCGCCUACUGCAUUCGCUUCAGAUAUCUCACUGACAGGGUUUUCUCUGCGAGAUCGGAUAUUCGGAUCACGGGCACCAACACAUGACGAAGCGGGUGCCUUAUUCCAUUGGCAAGAUGAAGAAGUACGCGUAAAGGAGAAGGUCCGGGUUGAAAGCCAGGAUCCUAGUCUUAUGGCCGUCAUGGCGAAAUUGUCCGCCCUUGAGCAUGAAGUGAUGCGGUGUGUAAGUGCACUGAAAGUGCUCAUGGGUAAUGAAGAUACAGAAAGUGAAGCGUAG